AUGGGUUCCAUUGGAGCACGAGCUCAAAGAGACCUCGAAAGGUUCCGACCGUCUGAGCUCGCGCUUCUGCUGGAGUAUUUGCCAUUUCGCAACUUGAUGAUAGCGCGCAUGACGAACAGAUUGUUUAGGGAAGCAUGCAGAUACAUCUACAAGAUUGAUCUCGGGGAAAUAUCCGCACUGUGGAGCGGCAGAAAAAUUUGUGAUAAUCUCUUGCCUAUUUUUGCUGGGCCACUGGUGAUCUCUGGCAUGAAAUUUGGAAGAAGCUUGAAUUCCAAGAAAUUGAUCAAGUUAUCCAAUGAAGGAAUUCUGAGGCUGAAAUCCUUGUCGUGGGGGUUUCCUUAUCGGAUAUUCAGAGCUGGACUUAGUGGGCACGACUUCCCUCCGUGCAUCGGGAGUCUUAAAGAUAUUUGCGGUUUGGCUGCCUUGUUUGCAGAGUCCCUGGUCCUGACUGAACAUCAGAACAUGUCUACCGCAACAAGUCUACAGACCCUGACACUUCGAGGCUGUAAGAUUGGUCCCUCGGGAGCUCGAGCUCUUGCUGUUGGCAUGGAGGCUGGAUGCAGCAUAACGAGCCUGGACCUAGGGGACAACUCGAUCGGUACAGAAGGCUGCACAGCUCUUUCAUUUCCUCUAAAAGCUACCAGCAAAUGCGCGAUCAAAUAUUUGAACCUUUCAUCUAACGAGAUUCGAAAUGAUGGCUUGAGCGCUUUGUCUCCGGGUCUCCUCACCAACACCUCGCUUGUCUGCCUUCGUCUUGCCAUGAACUACAUCCGUCCUCAAGGAGCGAUGAUCCUGACUGAAUUCCUCGAUCAAUGCACGGCGCUAAGGGAGCUAGAGCUCGGAUACAACUUGAUCCGUUGCCACGGGUGCUCCCUCCUGUCAGCGGCACUGACGAGGAUGAAUUCGCUCACCCACCUUGGCCUGAGGAGGAACGAAGUUGCUGCUGAGGUGACGAGGCCGUGCGUACUGGAAGUUCAGGGUGCGACCAGCAUUUCCCGCAGCCUGUGGAAGAACACUUGCUUGCAGUCGCUUGAUCUAGGCCUGAACUCGAUUGGGAUGGGAGGAGCGCAGAAUUUCGGAUGGGCUCUUGGGUACAACAGCACGUUGCAGUCCCUCAGGCUGGACUGGAACGAUCUCAGAGGCAACAGCAUCCUCCUAAUGCCUGCCUCCACAAGGGGAGAAGGCUUCAGACUGAGCGAGCUAGACCUGAGCUGCAACAAGCUCUCGAACGAUGGCGCGUCGAACUUGUCAGAGGCUCUGCUGAACUUGAACUGGGGAAGUAAGAAGCAGGUCCUUCACAUCAGAGGGAACGCCGUCGGGAUGGUGGGGCUACGUUCUCUGCUGCCUGUUCUUGAGCCAGACGAAGAAGGCGCUCUUGACUUGUCUGACAAUGACAUUGGCGAUGAGGGAUGCAAGAUAUUCGCACGGGACAGGCCGAACCUUCUGCUGGGGCUGCGGAGAUUGAAUCUGAGCGGGAACCGCAUCACCUCUGCCGGCCUUUUCGACCUUGCAAAAGCUCUGAGGACAAGCACAACGCUGGAGGAGAUCAAUCUUUCUCGAAAUCAGAUCACAGUGCUACCAAACUUGCUAGCUUGUCCUCCACGCCUUCAACGCAUCCUCGUCUUCAACAAUGAUACGCUACAGCUUCCUCCCCCCGAGAUUGUUCGGUUGGGCCCUGCUGCAAUCGUCGCCUACCUCCAGCGAGGGCUUGCACAGGAGCGAUUCAACCUCUGUGACUGCUGCAGCAGGACCAUCUGCAUGAAACGGAAGUGGAUGGAGCGAAAGUUGGAUGAAGAGGAACAGGAGGGAAGGCAGCAGCAAGAGGAAGGGAUGGAGGAGGAAGCGGAGGAGGGGGAGGAGGGGGAGGAGGUACAGCAGCAGCGUUUGAGUCUCAUGGAGGAACCUGAGGAUUCAGAUUGA
Messenger RNA from Guillardia theta CCMP2712, 1920 nucleotides. RefSeq lists its product as hypothetical. The transcript has 16 exons. Gene Ontology annotation, molecular function: small GTPase binding; GTPase activator activity. Lineage: Eukaryota; Cryptophyceae; Pyrenomonadales; Geminigeraceae. The coding region runs from base 1 to 1920 and encodes 639 amino acids. The record is from RefSeq and is a predicted model, not a curated record. Gene Ontology annotation, cellular component: perinuclear region of cytoplasm; cytosol; nucleus. Gene Ontology annotation, biological process: activation of GTPase activity; nucleocytoplasmic transport.